CAGUGUGUACUACGAUCCGGAAGUGAUCUGUGCAAGGUUUGGGUUUGACACGUAGCUACGGAAGUGUGCUGGACUGAUAGCGGUUCGAGCUCCAACCAUGUCUAACUUUGAUAACUUCAAUCAAGAUUUCUACCAAACCAGCUAUAGCAUUGAUGACCAGUCUCAGGGAUACAAUUACAAUCCUAGCGCAGGACAAUAUAACAAACAACAUCAUUAUGACUAUGGUCAACAAGGUGGUUUCAUGCCUCCAGACAUGAUGAAUCAACAGCAGCCUUACACAGGACAGAUCUAUCAGCCAGCACAAACCUACACUCCUACUUCCACAGAAUCUGUGUAUGGAAGUUCUUUUGAUGACGAACCACCUUUACUAGAAGAGCUUGGAAUCAACUUUGAUCACAUAUGGCAGAAAACCCUAACCGUGCUCCACCCUUUAAAAGUAGCAGAUGGCAGCAUCAUGAAUGAGACAGACUUGGCAGGUCCAAUGGUUUUCUGCCUUGCUUUUGGAGCUACACUACUGCUGGCGGGAAAGAUCCAGUUUGGCUAUGUUUAUGGAAUCAGUGCGAUUGGCUGUCUUGGGAUGUUUUGCCUUCUUAACUUGAUGAGUAUGACCGGCGUUUCCUUUGGCUGUGUUUCCAGUGUCCUUGGCUACUGUCUCCUGCCUAUGAUCAUCUUGUCUGGCUUUGCUGUAAUCCUUUCUUUGCAAGGGUUUGUCGGUGUUCUUCUCACAGCUUUGAUCAUUGGAUGGUGCAGCUUCUCCGCCUCAAAGAUUUUCAUUUCUGCUUUAGCCAUGGAGGGACAGCAAUUCCUGGUUGCCUAUCCUUGUGCUUUACUUUAUGGAGUGUUUGCUCUUAUUUCUGUGUUUUGAACUGAAUAUUCCAGUUGGACUACAAUGGGCCAAACAAUCCUGAAGACAAUUUCUCCUGUUUUUAAGGAUUAGUGAACUCCUGUUAUAUGCACGUGCUGGGGGCAACAAUGGAAAAAUAAAUGACACAAAUCCGAUUUUCAUGUUUUAUACAGAACUUUUAAAUGCUAAAUAGACUCAGAAUAUCUUUCAUUGUACUCAAAGCUUUCCGUUUAGAAAUUGA
Nanorana parkeri is the source of this 1085-nucleotide messenger RNA. It is a transcript of the gene YIPF5, whose product is annotated as Yip1 domain family member 5. Lineage: Eukaryota; Metazoa; Chordata; Amphibia; Anura; Dicroglossidae. The transcript has 6 exons. Gene Ontology annotation, cellular component: membrane; trans-Golgi network. Gene Ontology annotation, biological process: vesicle fusion with Golgi apparatus; regulation of ER to Golgi vesicle-mediated transport; endoplasmic reticulum to Golgi vesicle-mediated transport. The coding region runs from base 98 to 865 and encodes 255 amino acids. The record is from RefSeq and is a predicted model, not a curated record.